UGAAGAGCCACACAGUAUUGCCAUGCGGCGGCCUAUCACUUACAGUUCACCUCUUAUCCGCUAUCAAAAUGUGUCUCCUCGAUUUACCCGGACAUCGAUGAAGAAUGCUUUCCAUCGAAGAAACCUCAACACUCGAUCCUUCGGUUCAUCAGCGCAGUUAUUCGCAAGGGUAACUUCACCCGUCAAAUCCGCAGGAUCAGAUCAAGACCUUUUUUCUUAUACGGCGGGGCGCUACAUCUUUAACGAAAAGCUUCGCCUUGAAGAACGAUAUGCUGAGUUUAAUGUCGAAGCGCUGAAAACGGUGGCCGCAGGCAGCGUCGGUAGAGACACUGUCGUUAAUAUAAAGAAACUCGCGGGAGGGUGGUUUCAACCGAGUCUUUGUCCUCACGAUGGACGACGGCUUAGAGGUUAUUGCCAAGAUUCCCUAUCCACUCACAGCUCCCAAGAAGUUAGCCACGGAAAGUGAGGUUGCAACUCUUGACUUUCUGCGGACGAAAGGGAUACCCGUACCGCGAGUUCAUGCAUAUGCUUCGGAGAGCAACAACGCCGUGGGAACUGAGUAUCUAAUCAUGGACAAAGCUUGUGGACAGCCAUUAGACCGUCGCUGGUUUGAUCUCACCCCGAAAGAAAGGGUUCGUUUGGUGACCAGUUACGUCGACAUCGAACAGAAACUGUUCUCGAUCCCAUUUGGAUCUUAUGGUAGCCUCUACUAUACACAUACUGUACAACCAAAUCUCCGAGCUGAUCUUUAUCAAACUCCACAUGGGCAUCAAGAUGGCCGAUUCUGUAUCGGGCCUUCCGCCGAUUACAUGUUUUGGCGAGGGAAACGCGCUGCCCUCGAGUUGGACCGCGGGCCUUGGAGAGACCAUCGGGAUUAUAUUCGCAGCGUCGGUCAGCGCGAACUCGAAUGGACCAGCAGAUACGGCAAGCCGCAACAAAAUGAUUUCCCUCAUAACACCAUAGUGAAGGGGGAGGUUUCUCCAGGAACUUAUCUCGACCUUCUCAGGAAGUUUAUCUCAAUCUCGCCAUAUAUUCUUCCUGAAAGCCGCGAAGACCCCAUGAAUAUGCCUACCCUGCGACAUCCAGAUCUAAACCCAUCCAACGUGUUUGUCUCGGACUCUUGCGAAAUCUCUUGCAUUGUUGACUGGCAACAUAGCUCUAUCCUUCAGUUGCUACUCACGGCGGGUAACCCGCCACUCUUUGAUAAUCCAGACUCCGAGCCGCCCAGCAGUUUGGAAAAGCCCUCCCUCCCCGAGGACUAUAGUUCUUUAAGCCGCGAAGAACAGUCCAGGGCUGACGAACUCCAUCGCCGGAGAAUGUUAUUUUAUCUGUACAUGGUUUUUAACGGCCGAGAUAACAAAACUCAUCUCGAGGCACUUCGAUAUCCCCUCUCGCCGCUUCGACAGCAUGUAGUAGACCGAGCCGGCCGCCAAUAGAGCGGAAAUGUGAUUACGUUGAAAGGGGCCCUUAUGAGGCUUAUUGAGCGUUGGGGACAGUUAGCGAACAACACAGGGGGAAGUGGUUGCCCCGUUUCUUUCGCGAAAGAGGAAAGGGAGGAAUUCUAUCGGAUUGAAGAGAACUGGUUGAAGGCGACGGUGUUGCUCGAGCAUUGGCGGGCUCUCCUGGAUGAUCUAGGAGAAUAUGGAUAGGUGAGGCAUGAAUCAUACGAAGCAGUCAUGCAGACUAACAAGCAGCUUAAGGGGGAGUGGCUAGCUGAAGCGGAAGACGAGGAAGACUUCAAGUCGGUGGAUUUGUUCUGGCCGUUUCAGGAUCACGAAGAAAUGAAUUAGGAAAGACCAUACAUUUCUAUACUUCGAAACGC
This is a messenger RNA of Aspergillus steynii IBT 23096, 1822 nucleotides long. Its product is annotated as aminoglycoside phosphotransferase family protein. Gene Ontology annotation, cellular component: mitochondrion. The record is from RefSeq and is a predicted model, not a curated record. Lineage: Eukaryota; Fungi; Ascomycota; Eurotiomycetes; Eurotiales; Aspergillaceae. The transcript has 3 exons. The coding region runs from base 390 to 1436 and encodes 348 amino acids.